Messenger RNA from Drosophila novamexicana, 867 nucleotides. RefSeq names its product enolase-phosphatase E1 (gene Enoph). The transcript is spliced from 3 exons. Lineage: Eukaryota; Metazoa; Arthropoda; Insecta; Diptera; Drosophilidae. Gene Ontology annotation, molecular function: acireductone synthase activity; magnesium ion binding. The coding region runs from base 87 to 836 and encodes 249 amino acids. The record is from RefSeq and is a predicted model, not a curated record.
AGCCGGUCGUUGUUAGCAGAGCUCUUAACAUUUAAAACAAAUUCAAUUGCUACAUUCUAAAUACGUUUUUUAAAAAAAGAUUCAAUAUGACAAUACCAGAUUUAACCGCCAAAGUAGUGUUAGUGGAUAUUGAGGGCACAACAACCUCAAUAAGUUUCGUGCAUGAAGUACUUUUUCCGUAUGCCAAACAAAAUGCGGAGCACUAUCUGCUAGAAACGUGGGAAACGGAUGCGACAAAACAAAUUGUGCAAGAUUUACAACUGCUGCCUCAAUUCGCAGAAUAUGCUUCGACUCUGGGUACUCAGACCGCAGUAGACGCACAGCUUAUCACUGGCUUUGUGCGUUAUCUUAUCGAGAGAGAUUUGAAGGUGACACCGUUAAAAACGCUGCAGGGCUUGAUCUGGGCCAAAGGCUAUGCUUCCGGACAGCUAAGGGGACAUGUAUACGAGGAUGUGGCCACGGCCUUCAAUACCUGGCGUGAGGCUGGCCUCCGCAUUGCCGUCUACUCGAGCGGCAGCGUGGCUGCCCAAAAGCUGAUUUUCCAGCACAGCAUAGCUGGCGACCUGCUGCCAUAUCUCAGUGCACACUUUGACACCCACGUGGGACACAAACAGCAGACGGAGUCGUACACGAAAAUCUCCCAAAUACUGCAGGUGGAACCGCAGCAUGUGCUUUUCCUCACGGAUGUGCCGCUCGAGGCCGCAGCCGCUCGUGCUGCAGGUAUGCUCACCAUUUUGCUACAACGGCCUGGUAAUGUUUCGCUCAGCGAGGAGGAGAGAAGCGCUUAUCCUGUUGUAAAAGACUUUGUGGCGCUGCACACACUAAAACAGCCUUGAAUAAAGGAAUACGACUUUGUCAGAAUCAGAG